AUGUCAAAUUAAUAAUUAAAUAUAAAUUUAAAAAAAGCCCUUUUAGCUUUUUAAAUCACAAGACUUCUUCCAGAUACAACAAUGAGUAAUACCAAAAAUAGAGUGUAUAAAAAGUCUUAGACUGCAAACAGCUCUAAGUGUCUCUUCGUUCCUAAGAACCAGGAACGAGAUCAAUUCUACGUCACGCCGCCUUAGAAACGCAAGAAUCCGCUUUCCAAUAUUGAAGAAUUGAAUAUUGAUUCUAAUUGUUCUACGGACAGCAGUCAACGCUUAGAGAAUCUAAGUCCGGCCUACUAUUGCCCAAAAGGCAAAGAACCUUGUGGUGAACUUUAGGUUGUCCUUGAUGGGGGUCUGAUCUAAGUGAUAUCCUAAACAAGGAGUAGGAGAAAAUCACGAAAGUUCAGUGACCAAGAGACCUAUGCAAUGAGCAACUUCAUAGCUGGUCCUAAAUGUCUAGACAUCCCAUGUCCUUAGUUCCUUUGAUCAUAAAUAUAUCUAUAAAUCAAAACACGUCAACCACACAGAUGAAA
Messenger RNA from Paramecium tetraurelia, 530 nucleotides. RefSeq lists its product as uncharacterized. The transcript has 3 exons. NCBI's taxonomy places the organism in Eukaryota, Ciliophora, Oligohymenophorea, Peniculida, Parameciidae. The record is from RefSeq and is a predicted model, not a curated record.